Messenger RNA from Scomber japonicus (chub mackerel), 1958 nucleotides. RefSeq names its product T-cell surface glycoprotein CD8 beta chain-like. Lineage: Eukaryota; Metazoa; Chordata; Actinopteri; Scombriformes; Scombridae. Gene Ontology annotation, biological process: response to bacterium. The transcript is spliced from 5 exons. The record is from RefSeq and is a predicted model, not a curated record. The coding region runs from base 540 to 1250 and encodes 236 amino acids.
GGAGGACCGGUUUCACACAAAUCUUCAUCCGAACCGGACAGGUUGAUCUGCGGUUCGUGAUUCAUGGAUGUGCAGACGAUCAGAUCUUUGUGACAGGCACUGUUGGUGUUGGACAGGAUGUGACUCUGACUUGUGCCCGCCCGACAAAUAAGUACAAAUCAACCACCUUGUUCUGGAUCAGACUUGUUGCUGGAAACUUGCCUGAAUUCUUGGGAGGAACAUUUUCCUUUGAUUACGAUGGUGUUAAUAAUACUCCUCACAUUAUAACUAAACAACAGCCUGGGACAUUUGUCCUUCAUAUUAAAAAAGCUGAGCUUAGUGAUACUGGGCUUUAUUACUGUAUAAAUGUAGACCAACUAAACAUGACAUUAUUGAAAGGAAUAUUUCUGAGGAUUGAAGGUAAAUAAAAGUCCGCAAUCAAAUGUUAUCAUCAGUUUAUCUGUUUACAUUCAACACCAUUUAUAACAGCAGGUUUCUAUAUUUCCAGAGUUUAUAGCAAAGUUUUUUUGUAUAUAUAUGAAUGUGCGUAACUGUAAAAUAUGUUCAUCAUUUGUAUUUUCAAUUCUCCAGGACCAGAACCUGACAUCACAGCCAUCAUUCAAGACUUUCAAUCUGAUCCAGUCCGUCCAGGAGACUCUGUGACUCUCCAGUGUUCAGUCCUCUCUGACUCAGAGAGUAAAACCUGUCUAGAAGAACCCAGAGUAUACUGGUUCAGAGCUGGAUCAAAUGAAUCUCAUCCCAGUUUUAUUUAUGCUCAUGGAAACAGAGCUGAUGAAUGUGAAAAUAGUCCUGAGGCUCGUUCUCCACAGAAAUGUGUCUACAGCUUCUCUAAAAACAUCAGCUCCUCUGAUGCUGGGACUUAUUACUGUGCUGUGGCCACAUGUGGAGAGAUUUUAUUUGGGAAUGGAACAAAACUGGAAAUUGAAGAUUCAGUUGUCAGCAGGUGUGAUUUACAGAAGACCCAUACAGUUAUCGUUCUGCUGUGUGUUGUGUUGGCCAUAAGUCUGGUUGUUACAGCCUUCCUCAUUCUGACCAUCAAGAAUAAGUCAUGUGAUUGUUGUAAUGCUGCCGCUGCUCUGCAAACAUGUUCUGAAACAACCAGUGAUGGUCAUCAGAGAUAUGAGGACUUGUUGGUUUAUUCUGCACCAACCAAGCAAACAACUGACAAAGCAGGGAAAAGGAACGCAAAGGCAGCGGAGGACAAUUGUGUCUACACAAAUGUCUUCUACUUACAUAAAAAACAGAAAUGAAUUUGAUAAUUAAUAAUUUGGGACAGUCUAUCACAGCUUUUUACAUUUUGUUUAAUUUUUGUGUAUCUUUUUUUUCAUUACAUUCCUCAAAGAAGCUUGUGAAGAUUAAUCUUAAUUGAGUCAUAAAGACGAUUUCCUAUUCACCUUAUCUGAUCUGCAUUUUGAAGGUUUGAAUGAUCCCCCUUUACCCACAUCUAUUAUCAAUGACAUGACAAGGUGUUUACUGAGAGACAUGAAUAUUUGUAUACAUGUUCUGCUUUUGUUUUAUAUGAACAAAUAUGCAUCAUGAAAUUUAUAUUUUGCAAAGAAUUGUGAGAAGACUGAUGCAAAACUUCCUCCUAUCGCUGUCUGUGCACAUAAUAUACUGUACACUGUAAAACAAGCAAAGCUACAGACCUCUGUAGAGAGUUGGGGAGCAGUGUGAAGGUCCUGCUCAGCCUAUAGAGAGGGGUUUUACUGGCUGUGGUAAUCUGACCUAACAACAAAGUACACACACUCAGUGUACUCUGUCAUUAAAAAAAAGUCUCUAAUUUUUCUUGUGGAAAAAUCCAGCGCUGCGUCUGUUUCACCAUCCUGCAAAAAAGAAUAUAUUUGCAUGUUUUUAAAUAGUUUAGAGAUCAGGACUGUAACGUAAUGAACUUAUUUAAUCAGUGUCAUUAGCCUAAAUGUGAAAUGUGUACUUGAUUAUUCAUCUUUCUACCAUGAAAG